AUGGCGAAUCAUGAAAGUAUUCAUGAGAAUGAAUUCAAAAUUAUCUUGAGGAGUAUUAUUUUAGGAUUACUAAUAAUAAAUGGUAAUAGUGAAUUAAUUUUAGGAGUGAACAGGAAAAUUGUCCAAUUAAUAUCAGAAUUUAUUAAAAAAUUUAGUAAUAGGAGGAAAAUAGAUAGUGAUUAUUAUUUAGAAUUGCUUUAUAUAGAAAAUUUUAUAGAGAAUAACGAAAUAAAAUUAAUUGAAGUAAAUGAUGAAAAAUCUGAUAAGAUAAAAGAGCUUAGAAGAGGACUUGAAGAUCUUCUAAAACACAUGUCAAAUAUCGAUACGACAAAAGAAGAAUUCAAAUUAAUAGACGAAGCAUUAAUUGUUAACGAAUUCAAUCUGAUAUGGAAUAAUAGAUUAAUAACAGGAGGAUAUAGAGCAUGGCGUAAAAAAAUCACAAAUGCUAUAUGGAAGAACGAGAUACUAAAUAGCGAUAAAUUGGAUGAUUUGUUCGUAUACAAUUACAAAAAAGAAUUUGACUGGAAAGCAACCUUAGAAUUUAUUAGUAACAGAAUAAAUUUCUCAUCAAGACAAUGCGGUGAUAAAGAUGCGAGAGAUCGAUCAUAUAGGAUCAAGAAUAUUUUGAAAGACCUACCCACAUAUCAAAUUUUAUAUAAAAGAAAUACUAAUAAAAUAGAAUCUACGAAAUGUUUAAGAUGCGGAGAAAAAGAAGAAGAAAAUUGGGAACAUGUAUGGAUAUGUGAAGAUAACGAAGCUUCUAUAGAUGAGAUAAUACAAGAAUCACCAUAUAAAUUAGAAAUAUUAUUGAAAAAGCAAGACAAAUACAAAGAUAUAGAAAUAUUGAGAGAUAUUUUAUGUCAAUUUCUAAUAAUACUCGAAAGCCCUUCAGUAAUCUUGAAAGGAAAAAGCAGAAAAUGGGAACUGAUCAGAGGAAUUUUUAACGACAAUUUUAACAAUAUUUCAAAAAAUAAAGAAGAUAAAAGAAUUAUAAAAGAGCUUUGGAAUUUCAUAUAUGACGAAAUAAAGAGAAGAAUUUGGAUUCCACGAUGCAAAGAAGUCAAGAGAUUAGAAGAAAAGGACGAAAUAAAGAAAUCAGAUUUAAGAUCAAAGAAACAGAUGUCUGACGUUAGUAAAGGAGAUUUCUUAGAAAAUAACAAAAAUAAAAAAACAAAUGAAAAUCGCGAAAAAAUUGAAAGAAAAAAUAUAAAUAAUCAAAUUAAAAUAGUAACUUUGGGAAAAUUAACAGGUACAAUAACGGAUGGUAAUAGCAUAGAUAGAACAUGGGAUACGAUAGUUAAAUUACCAUUUUAUUAG
Messenger RNA from Rhizophagus irregularis DAOM 181602=DAOM 197198, 1317 nucleotides. RefSeq lists its product as uncharacterized. The record is from RefSeq and is a predicted model, not a curated record. NCBI's taxonomy places the organism in Eukaryota, Fungi, Glomeromycota, Glomeromycetes, Glomerales, Glomeraceae.